AUGAACUCAACGUCUGAUCUAGUAGAUAGUUAUGAGGAAGCUUUAGUUAAAAACAUUGUUACAGUUUUUCUUGGAUUUAUCAUUAAUUCUAUUAACACAGUGCUUGUUGUCACUUUCUUUUCCAAUCCAAUAUUUUCAAGAGACUCCAGAUAUAUUUUAUACAUUCACCUUGUAAUAAAUGACAUGAUUAUGAUUUUUUUGUCAGUAAUGCUCCAUGUGAUGAGCCACACUUUACACUUUGUUAAUUUCCCAUUUUGUUGCACAUUGUUGACUCUUGCUGCAACUACCUUUAUGAUAAGUCCAUUGAACCUGGCCGGCAUGGCCAUUGAGCGUUUCAUUGCUAUCUGUAAACCUCUGCAUCACCCUCAGAUUUGCAUACCACAAAGGACCUACAUCUUUAUUUGUUUUUUAUGGUGUAUAGGAGCCAUACCUUCACUGGCAGAUAUCAUUAUUUUAUUUUUGACACAGACUGCAUCUUCCUUCAGACCUCCUGCUUUUUGCUACACACCAAUUGUGUUUCCUACCCAACUCCACCAGGAUCGUACGACUUAUUCACAAGUCAUUUAUAUGUCAUUAGUGUGGUUCAUUUUGAUUUAUACUUACUGCAGAGUUUUGUUCACAGCAAAAAAGGCAACUUCACAAGGAGCAGCAAAUAAGGGCCGAAACACAAUACUGUUGCAUGGUGUUCAAUUACUUCUUUGUAUGUUGUCUUAUCUUUCACCAGUUUUGAAUUAUAUUCUUUAUAUUUUUUUCCCAAUACACAGAAGUAAAAUCAGUUUCUUUAAUUAUCUGCUCACAAAUAUUAUUCCACGAUUACUGAGUCCUUUGAUAUAUGGUGUCCGAGAUCAGAGGUUUGCAAAAGAAUUAAAGAAACAUUUUGCUUGUAAACAUUUAUUUCUAAGGACUGUGCCAUUAUAA
Molecule: messenger RNA, 918 nt
Organism: Paramisgurnus dabryanus
Lineage: Eukaryota; Metazoa; Chordata; Actinopteri; Cypriniformes; Cobitidae
Product: odorant receptor 131-2-like
Biological process (GO): detection of chemical stimulus involved in sensory perception of smell; G protein-coupled receptor signaling pathway
Cellular component (GO): membrane
Molecular function (GO): odorant binding; olfactory receptor activity; G protein-coupled receptor activity
Source: RefSeq, a predicted model, not a curated record